AUAAUUAUGUUCAGUGUUUUAACGAAUAUGGUGAUUAUGUAUGUGGAUAUUGUGUUAUUACUGAUUUUGCUUUGCCUGAUAUUAUGUAUGUGCACAUACUGCGUAGUUCGGAUACGUAGGCUGCAGCAAAAUGGACAGGUGACCAUUUUACUGCGACCGACUAAAGUUAUGUUCUCGCACAAAAACGAAGAAAGUGGAAAGGAAGAGUUAAGAACCGUAGUAGCCUACCAGAACCCGUUCACCGGUGACUACUGCGUGAACAAAUCCCGCUCUCCCAAGGGCUACCUCAACGCCCUGCCGAUGCCGUCACCCGAGUCAACGGACAGCGGAGUUUCUGAGGAGUACGAGCCUUUGAAGCCUUUCGAUGGACGAAAGGAGGGGGAUUAUGGACCGUUCAAUGUUCAUGAACAUGGGACCCUUCGGAGCGUGGGUGUGGGCGUGGGCGAGGUGAACAGCGUCAACAAAACCUGGAACUGGAACUAUAAGGAGUACCAAAUAUAA
Messenger RNA from Cydia strobilella, 501 nucleotides. RefSeq lists its product as uncharacterized. The transcript is spliced from 5 exons. The coding region runs from base 7 to 501 and encodes 164 amino acids. The record is from RefSeq and is a predicted model, not a curated record. Lineage: Eukaryota; Metazoa; Arthropoda; Insecta; Lepidoptera; Tortricidae.